This is a messenger RNA of Acanthochromis polyacanthus (spiny chromis), 3884 nucleotides long. RefSeq names its product sushi domain containing 6 (gene susd6). Lineage: Eukaryota; Metazoa; Chordata; Actinopteri; Pomacentridae. The coding region runs from base 315 to 1490 and encodes 391 amino acids. The record is from RefSeq and is a predicted model, not a curated record. The transcript is spliced from 7 exons.
CCGCCCUUUCACCGAGGUAGCCAUGGAGACCGCGCGAGAGCGAGGCAGGCCUGUCGAGUUCUCACAGCGAGUGUUUCCGUGCACCUAAAAUAAAGAACUGGCGACUCGAAGACAAGGAAACACCGAGCAGGACUGACGGAGCUACACGACGAAAAACUGUAUUUUUUCAUUAUUUUACCACAUUCUGUUUUGGGAGUCAACAUUUUCACAGCCGUUAAUGCCUCGAAUGUGAAACGGAGAGAGGAGGACUCGCUGCUGGUAACCUUUACAUUGGUUAAGCCGUAGAGGACUCUCCCUGGUUGUCGGAGGAAAAGAUGUGCAAUGGAAUGGUAGCGUUUCAGACGAGAGCUCCGUCCUCCUAUUCUUCAUCCUCUUCCUCUACCUCCUCCUCUCUAGCCCACAGGCUGGCUGCCUCCGUGCUUCUCCUCCUCUUCAUCCUGCUCCCCCAUGGUCACGCAUCAGGUUGUGCGCGGCCACCCGGCGUGCAGCACGGAGACCUACUGAACCAGACCACAUCCAACCAGGGAUCUUUUCUCCCUGGUGCCCUGCUAACAUAUGGCUGUGAGCUCGGAUACACUGCAGAUGGACCCACCACCAUCAUCUGUACCAGUUCUGGAGCCUGGUCCCAUCAACCACCACGCUGCAUCAGAAGCAAUGUGUGUUCACCCCCUACCGAACCAGAGAAUGGGGGCUACCGCUGUCACCCGUCUCCCUGCCACCGUCUCACCCAGAAGACAGUCAUCGAGUACUUCUGUGAUGAGGGUUAUGCUCUGAAGGGAGACUACAAGUUCCUCACUUGCCAGAACGGCGAGUGGGAUGGUCCUAUGCAGAUUAGCUGCCGACUCACACAAGACAAGGAGCCAAGCUCUCCGCUGGGUAUACCAGCUCUGUCUAUUGUGGCUUCUACAGCUAGUUCUGUGGCACUCAUCCUGCUUUUAGUGGUGUUGUUUGUCCUUGUACAGCCAAAACUCAAGUCCUUCCAUCACAACAGGAGAGAGCAAGGAGUGUCAGGCCAGUCCAGCUCCAUCAUGGUAGAGGGUGUCCAGGUGACACUGCCCUCUUAUGAAGAGGCUGUAUAUGGAAGCAGUGGACCCUGUGGUGCUUCUGAUCCUCCUCCUUCUCCAUCACCUCCUCCAGCUCCUCCAGAGUCUCGAGUCCCAAUCGUGCUCUCUGAGGGGCUUCCUCAGGGGGCUACAGGAGGCCAAGGCUCCAGCCGGACCCGCCACCACAGAGACUUAGACUUCUGUUUCCCAUCCACCUCCUCAUCCUUGUCCUCCCGCCAUCACGCAGAGACCGUGCUGGUUCAUCAGGCCCCCUCUUCCUCUUCCUCCUCUUCGUCAUCAUCAUGGGCAAGAGAGCACCCUGGGGGUGCAUGUGCAGGCCCUCUACCACUCCGUAGAGACUCUGAGAGCAGCGACCAGCACAGUCUGCUUUCUGUCACCUCUACGGAUGAAUUUUCUGAUGAUAUUCCUCUGUUGAAGGAAGCAUGAAGCCUGCUGACCUGCUAUCAGCAUCAGCAGCAUUGCCCCUCUCUGUCUGUCUCUCAUUGCUGGCCAGAACUGACUGUGGCUGUCAGCCUACUUCCCCAACUCCCCCAACUCCCCCCAAGCAGCCAGCAGAGACAAGACUAGAACUAUGCCCAUUCCCCAUUGCAACUUCCUCUGCCAUUGCUACCCAUGCAGAGCAAAGCCAACAACCAAUACAGAACCAUAAGCAAUGAUGGAGCACCACAGGACCCAGCUACUGGAUCAAACUAAAGACAAGGCAGACAACAUGGUGCCAGCUCAAUAUAAAUCCUGUAGAUCCUGUGUAUAUGAGUAAAACGUACUACGUAAAGGCUAUGUAUUACCAUACACUUGCCUCUACCCAGGUGUAGUCCUCUAUAUUACCAUUGCUUACAGAGGCUUCUUUGGAGAAAGCUUUAGGAUUCGAGACAUUGACUCUGUCUGGGAUCACUGCGAAACAAACAAAAAAAACUUGUGAAUUUCGCUCCUGAUGCUGUGGCGCUCAGAAUCAGAAUCGUCUUCCCGCUGUACUUGAAAAGUUGUGAGUGAUGCCUGAGUUUUUGCGGCCCUCUGUGAAUGCUGCAUGUUGUUUUCAGUUAUUGCUGUCACAGCAUGGUGGCCCACUCUGAAUGAAGCAUGAAGCCUCCUCUCUCUCUCUCUCUCUCUCUCUCUCUCUCUCUCUCUCUCUCUCUCUCCCUCUCUCCCUCUCUCUCCCUCUCUCUCUGUUUCUCUCUCUCGUUAUCUGUGUAUCCGGUUGGCAUCUAGCAUAUGGAUUAGUAGGAGUGACAACCACUUUACAAAAGCUAAAAGCAGAGUGCACCAUGUCACGACUAUAAAAAGACCUGCUUCUUUCUUUUUUGUUGCCAGCUGCACCUAGUAUCUGGAAGGUGCUCGUUCUGUUGCAUGAGUGGGAUUGAUUGGUGUUUUGGUUCCAAGACUGUGCUACACAGCUUAACUGAAUGAGGAAAGGGAGACAUAAUGUCACACUUCGUCUGAGCUAAGGAGAGAGUUGUUGUUGAACAUGGGGAUUGGGCACGUGAGUAAAAUUUAAGGUUAAGUUCAGUUUUCUUCCCACUGUAUUUAUUGUUCAGUGUGUGGCUCAGUUUGCUUUGAAUUUCUAAAUCUGAGUGCAUGUGUGUGUACCAUUGUGUGUCAGCAAGGCAGGAGAUGACGUGUCCUCAUAUGGUAGGCCUUGAUACAGCCCUUUCCUGAUUUGCCUCUCUCUUGAUCAGAUCACGGUGUUCCAGUAAUUCACCACAGGAACAUAGCCUUCCAACUCUAAAAAACAUCACAUGAGCAAAUCAACGUCACUUCAUGUAUUGAGUACAUUACACAACAAGCGUAUUAUUCAUCUGCUCUCAAGCAAGACUACAUUUUAUUUUCUGCUGAAUGGCUGUAUAACACAAGUCUCCUUAGAGGAAGUGGCUCAAGCCCAGCUUCACAAUGAACUAGAGACUCCCCACUUUUGUGCAUUAUUGACAUAAACUGCAACUGGUUGCAGUGAAAUAAUAAAGGUUUUGUGAUAAAGCACCCUACCCCUGUCACAUACACUCACUCACCCCUGUUAUGCCUAGUGCAAAUCUAAGAGAGAAUCAUGUUAUAUUCUGUUAGAAGUCAUCCCGUGUUGUUAUUGCCACUUGAAAAGCUUUGCUGGUUGAGCUGGUCACCCUGGAAACAGCAUGACUCAGAUGGAUCCUGAGAAUUACUUUUUAGGCUUAACUGCUGAGAAAAAAAACACAUAAUAACCUGUCUAAAUUUCUGUUCUAAAUUUUAUUUGGCAUUUGUGGUCUGUCAUUGUCAACGGCUACAUUAUUAACACAAACAACAUGUUGCCUUAGACUUGUUUUUGUUUUGUUUUUGAUGUAUAAUCUUAAGCCUCUGCAUUGGUUGCUUUACAAUAUUGCAACAUGUUCUGUUUUCCCAAUGGCCUUACUCUGUUCUUUUCUAUUCUAUGCAUAAAACGGUCUUUGUGUAUUUAUCAGUGAGUUUACUUUUGCUGUGGACACGACUAAACGAAUGUCCAUUCCUAGCUUUUCCAGCUGCUGUCAUGAUGAUGAUGAUGAUGAUGAUGAUGAUGAACCUAUAAGCAUCUAUAUUUCACUAGUCUUUGGUUUCUCUUUUACUACAAGACUUUAAAAUAUAAUGGGACUGAAAAAACGAAAUUAAUUUUAGAAGCACUGUUGUACGGUGUUACUUCCCUAAAAAGAACAGGUUACAAAGUACACAUCUCAAUUCUUAGUUUCAAUGCUUUCAGCUUCGGUUUUUCCUCUGUACAUGGCAGUGGGUGUGAAGAUAGUAAUUUAAUAUUUGUAUAAAGUUUAAUUUAAUUUUACAGUGUGUAUAUAACUUUCUAAUUAAAGCUUUCUUUUGAAUGUGGAA